Molecule: messenger RNA, 6653 nt
Organism: Gasterosteus aculeatus aculeatus (three-spined stickleback)
Lineage: Eukaryota; Metazoa; Chordata; Actinopteri; Perciformes; Gasterosteidae
Source: RefSeq, a predicted model, not a curated record
AGUCAGAGGAAGCUCAAUCGACGAUCUCUUAAAUUCCUGCUCCCCUGCAACGCAAUUUGUCCCCGUGUGGCUGCUUCGCUGCUCUCGUGUCUCGUGUCCGACAUCCGUUCUUUCUUUCUUUUUUUUUCGAGCACAGAAGCAUCAACAAGCGCACUUGAGUGCUGGAGAUCCUGCAAGCGGCGCCUCACUCUCCCCAUCAUGUUGUAAUCACAGUUCGGAGCUCGCUGGUGUAUUUUGUGAUUCCCGCUGAAGCGUCUGAGUUGCUUGGUACCAGCAGCAGCAAGGGGAGGAGGAGGAGGAAGAGGAGGAGGAAGAGGAAAAGCCGAAGGGAAAAAGAGAAUAAUGCAACAUUGCAGCGCAGCGCGCGUGUUGUUCCUGCGCCGAUAGGGUGAUUCAAAGUGCGCGGACUGCGGGAAUAGGAGCCAUUUACAACGCGUUUGUUCUCGCGCUGUAGAAAAGGAAAAGAUCGGAAGAGCGAGCCCGGAUCAUCGACCUACAAAGACCCGAAGGCGAUCCUCCAACCUGCAGGGUGUCACCCUGAGAGCCCGAGGAACGAUGUCCUCCACGAGAUUCAAGAAGGACAAGGAGAUCAUCGCGGACUAUGAGACCCAAGUGAAAGAGAUCCGUAACCAGCUGGUGGAGCAGUUCAAAUGCUUGGAGCAACAGUCUGAGUCUCGUAUCCAGCUGCUGCAGGACCUGCAGGAGUUCUUCCGCCGCAAAGCAGAGAUUGAACUGGAAUAUUCACGCAGUUUAGAGAAAUUGGCCGAGAGGUUCUCCUCCAAGAUCCGCUGCUCCAGGGAACACCAACAGUUCAAGAAAGACCAGCACCUGCUGUCCUCAGUAAAUUGUUGGUACCUGGUGCUGAACCAGACGAGGCGAGAGAGCCGCGACCAUUCAACCCUCAGCGACAUCUACAUCAACAAUGUCAUCUUACGCUUGGCUCAGAUCAGCGACGACAUCAUUCGCCUGUUCAAGAAGAGCAAGGACAUUGGGAUUCAGAUGCACGAGGAGCUGGUGAAGGUGACGAAUGAACUCUACACUGUGAUGAAAACGUACCACAUGUACCACAACGAGAGCAUCAGUGCAGAGAGCAAGUUGAAGGACGCUGAGAAGCAGGAGGAGAAGCAGUUUAGCAAGUCCGGAGAUCUCAACGUCAACCUCCUGCGCCACGAGGACCGCCAACCAAGGCGCAGCUUUGGCAGGAAAAUUGAGAAGAUGAAAGAAAAAAGGCAAGCCAAGUACUCCGAGAAUAAGCUGAAAUGCACAAAAGCCCGGAAUGACUAUUUGUUGAACCUGGCAGCAACAAAUGCAGUUGUCGCAAAAUAUUACAUCCAUGACGUCUCUGAUAUGAUCGAUUGCUGUGACCUGGGCUACCAUGCCAGCUUAGCACGCACCCUCAGGACCUACUUGUCUGCCGAGUAUAACUUGGAGACAUCACGCCACGAGGGACUGGAUGUCAUAGAAAAUGCAGUGGACAACCUGGAUUCCCGCAGUGACAAGCACAAGAUAAUGGAUAUGCAUAACCAGGUGUUCUGCUCUCCAAUGCGCUUUGAGUACCUGCCACACAUGGGCGAUGAGGUGAGGUGCUCAAUAUGUUGGUGGAGCGCCCAGCAGCCUGUUCAAGGACUGAACUCCUGAUGCGGCUACCACCAACUGCAGUCCCGCUUAGCUACGCUAAAGAUUGAGAAUGAAGAGGUGAGAAAGACCUUGGAUGCCAGCAUGCAGACGCUGCAGGACAUGCUGACAGUAGAGGACUUUGACAUGUCGGAUGCCUUUCACCACAGCCGCUCCACUGAAUCUAUUAAGUCCGUGGCCUCGGAGUUGUACAUGAGCAAGCUGAAUGUAGCCAAGAGGAGGGCCAACCAACAGGAGACAGAAAUGUUCUACUUUACGAAAUUCAAAGAGUACCUGAAUGGUAGUAACCUCAUCAUUAAGCUGCAGGCCAAGCAUGACUUACUGAAGCAAACACUGGGCGAAGGGGAAAGGGCUGAAUGUGGAACUACAAGGCCCCCCACCCUCCCCCCUAAGCCACAGAAAAUGCGGAAGUCUAGGCCACGCUCCAUGUUUAACCAUAAGCUGUUUAACGGCAAUAUGGAGACCUUCAUCGAGGAUUCUGGUCAACCAAUCCCACUUGUAGUUGAAAGCUGCAUCAGACACAUCAAUCUUUACGGCUUGCAGCAGCAAGGCAUAUUCCGCGUGCCGGGAUCACAGGUGGAAGUUAAUGAUAUUAAAAACUCCUUUGAGAGAGGAGAGGAUCCCCUGAUCGAUGACCAGAAUGAGCAUGAUAUCAACUCAGUGGCGGGGGUGCUGAAGCUGUACUUCAGAGGACUAGAGAACCCCCUUUUCCCAAAGGAGCGCUUCCUGGACUUCAUCUCUACCAUCAAGCUGGAAUCUGGAGCUGAGAGAGCACAUCACAUCCAGCAGAUCACUGUGACUCUUUCUCGCGUCGUCAUAAUUGUCAUGAGAUACCUUUUUGCUUUUCUCAAUCAUCUCUCCCAGUACAGUGACGAGAACAUGAUGGAUCCAUACAAUUUGGCCAUCUGUUUUGGUCCGACCCUGAUGCCCAUCCCAGACGGGCAGGACCCUGUAUCGUGCCAGGCACAUGUUAACGAGGUCAUCAAGACCAUCAUCAUCCACAAUGAACUCAUCUUUCCCAAUCAACGUGAGCUGGACGGCCCGGUGUAUGAGAAGUGCAUGACUGGGGGGGAGGAGUACUGUGACAGCCCCCAUAGUGAACCAGGAGCUAUUGACGAGGCUGACAAUGGAACUGAACAACACACCAGUGAUGACGAGGUUGAACAGAUUGAGGCCAUCGCCAAGUUUGACUACGUCGGACGGACUCCCCGAGAGCUGUCAUUCAAAAAAGGAGCCUCUCUGCUACUGUAUCACAGAGCAUCUGAAGACUGGUGGGAGGGACGUCACAACGGUGUGGAUGGCCUCAUCCCACAUCAGUACAUUGUAGUUCAAGACCUGGACGAUGCUUUCUCAGAUAACCUCAGCCAGAAAGCAGAUAGCGAAGCGAGCAGCGGACCAUUGCUGGAUGACAAGGGUUCAUCCAAAAACGACGUUCCAUCACCAUGUGAACAAUCGCCAGAUUCCAACUUUGGAGGAGUCAUGGGGAGGUCAAGGCUGCGGUCCGACGGAGCCACAAUACCACGUCGUCGGAGUGGUGCGGACACCCAAAGCCCAACCAGAGGAGCCGAUACACCGCCGAGGGCCGCAGCUUGUCCCAGCAGCCCCCACAAGGUAUCCAUCGCCAAGGCUCGUGUGGAGAGCCCAGAAAAGAGGCGCCUCGGCACCUUCGGCAGCGCAGGAAGUAUCAACUACCCAGACAGGAAGGCCUAUCCUGAAGGCCACCCUCUGAGACCGCUGCCAGCGGCCACUCGUCACAGCAGCCUCGGGGACCACAAAUCCCUGGAGACGGAAGCGCUAGCUGAGGACAUAGAGAAAACUAUGACGACUGCGCUCCAUGAGCUCCGUGAGCUGGAGCGGCAGAACAUCGUGAAGCAGGCCCCCGACGUGGUCCUGGACACUCUGGAGCCGAUGAAGAACCCAGUUAGCUCUGAGCCUGGCAGUCCUCUGCACACCAUCAUGAUUCGUGACCCGGAGGCAGCCAUGCGCCGCAGCAGCAGCUCUACCUCUGAGAUGAUGACAACCUUUAAACCCACUCUCUCCGCCCGGCUGGCUGGGACUCAGCUACGCCCCCCGCCCAUGAGGCCAGUCCGCGCUGCUUCUACGCAGCAUCGCUCCAGCAGCUCCAGCUCUUCAGGGGUCGGCAGCCCGGCUGUGACUCCCACUGAAAAGAUGUUUCCUAGUAACAGUACUGCUGCUGCUUCUAACAUGAAUGUGUCCAGUGAGGCUGGAGAUAAAUCGGGUACCAUGUAGCAGAGGUAGGAAUGGUGUAAAGCUUCCUAAGUAAGGGGAAAGCUUACUUAGAAAUGAGUGCUGGUAUGUGAGAAGCAGAUAUGGAUAUUUUCCUAUCUGUUUUUCUGCCUGACUUAUUUCAUAUAUUCAGGAAGCUCGUGAGCCUACAACAUGUUACCAUGGUGAUAAAAGGGUGGAUGAAGCUGUCGAGGUGUGAUUGCACAAAGUUCCACUGUCUUUGAAACUUGAUUUAGUAAAAGAAAAUAUGUAUAGGAAUACACACAUGUCAUAUUUACCUCAGUUUCAAUAGAAAAAAAAUCUGUCGCUGUGAUCUCGUUGCAGAGAUACAAACAAUGCAAGUGAAGCAAUACUUGUGUGACAUUUAGGAAUAGUUUACACACAGCACACGUUGUCCAGCAGGGUUUUCAGUCACUCCUACUGGUGUGAAUGAAACGGCUCAUCUGGACGGAUGAUAUUUGUGCUUAAUUACCGUUUACUGUAGUUCGCAGGCCUUAAGGCUGUACAUACAAACUUACUUGAAGUUGCAGUGCUUUCUGUUUGUACUAUAAUACAGUGGAUGUUAAGUAACAGCUUAGUGACAUUAUACACUUCUGCAUGCAGGGUCCGCAUGACAUGAGGAACACAUUGAAAAAUGUGUGGGAUUUACUCAUAUGAUCAUUUGAAGCUUGAGAUAUUGGUCUGAAACCUCAUUUUCUUGAAUCAAAUUUCAGAUUUUAGCCUAAGAUAAAAAACAUUCCAGCAUGAAGAUCUCUGGAGUCUGACAAAUACUGACCAGAACAGGGCAAGUUCGACAUCUUGUGAGUUUGGACUGUGGAAAAACUUAACUAAUGCAUCAAGUAAUAUACUGUAGGAACCCUGUGGUAAACAUGUACAUAAUAUAUAGCUAGUCAUUUUUAAAGUGUUGAUCUUGUACAGGCUGAAACAAAAAAGGAAAAAGGUUGGCUGUAAAUGGCACUUGGAGUAAAGAUAAUUAAGCACCUUCUUAACGUCUUCAGUAAUUAACAGACUUGAUUGGUUAAGAUUAAUUGGAAAUAGUUUAUGUAUGCUGUUAGAUUAUAUUUGGUAAUUGUACUGUAGAAAACCUGAUUGCUGUUGAACGGACAACAAAGCCUGAAUAUGUUUUUCUUCGUUAUUUGUUUGACAUACCUGCCCAUUUCUACCCUGCAACUUCCCAUCUAACUUGUUUUAUUUUUAUCAUUGCAUAAGAUACAUGGAAAAAUACGCUUUGACAGUUCCUCUGUAGACGUUGUGACAUACUUUUCUUAUCUUUAUCGAUAGAAAGCUUCAUGCUCUGGCUGUAAAUUUCCUUGGAAGAAAACUAAAUAGAGAAACAGUUUGGAACAUUUUUGGUCUAUUUUACCUUCUGUCCGUCUGACAGCUCCUGGCCUGAGACCUUGUUAUCCGCAUCCAAAAGACCCUGCUCGACUCUGCAUGUUUGGCAUCAUGUCGGACUCAUAUUCCACAGAAGUUUAACAAUUCCUGUAUGUGGUGCCUUGCCUUGGUAAAAUGCACAAAUCAAGUAAAUAUUGGAUUUUUUAAGAAAUGGUAUUGAGAAUGAUGAAUCCAGCUGCUAGUAGUAGUAGUAGUAGCAGUGGCUAAAAUGAAAGUAAAAGAAAAUACCGCUUGAAUGAGUGAAAUCCCCUUAAAUAUUAGCAUGGGAAUCAGGUUCCAUUGUCUACUGCAGUCAGCCAGAACAAGAAGUAUUUAAAGUCAGACAGUGCACUCACGUCCUCUGCUGAUUACUGCUGGUAUCGCUUCUUCUUGUGACAAACCAGUGGAUACCGUAACCUUUACGAGGCCAUUAUGAUGAUAUUACAAUCGCAAAGCUUAUCAAUAAAAUGUGAAAAAUAUAAAUAUGUUACAAAAAAGCAUACGUUAGUGGAAAUAUAAAGAAAGCACACAAGUUGAAAAAGUGAAGUUAUCAUCCGAAUAUUUAACAGGACUGUUUUUGUUUUUUAUUUAUAGAAUCUGUGUAAGUGGAGCAGAAGAUUUGAGUGCCUUUUGUGCACAACAUCAAUUUUUAUUGAACUUUUAUAUUUACUUUUUUUACUGUAACACGUUGUCUAUUAGUUCUUUAUUAUAAACUGAUCUUUUUAUCUCUACUUUCUACUGCUACUACGUUGUCAAACCACCACAAGGAAUACAUUGUGUAAGAACGUUCCUCUGAUAAAAUACAGAACACUCAUCAUGAAAGGCUUUUUUGUGUUUGGACUGAUCGCUGAAGACUACUGUCUAUCCGGUGAGGUUUAGUAGAAUCAUUUCAGAAUAAUUCUCUACAUUUUUUGGUUUCCGUGUGAACUGCCUGUGCUGUGGUUGAGCCGUAACUUGUCGUUCCCUUCCUCCCUUCCUCCUUCCCUCCCUCCUAUCCUUCAUUGCAGUAUUGUUGAAAACAGAGGGACUGUAAUGGGCGGUCGUCCUGCAGAGUUUAUAAGGCACUCUAUGCGCUAUCCUUGUCCCUAAAUGUGAUGAUCCCAGACAUUUCUUUCCUGGAAUAUAUGCUAAAAUGUGUUACACUGUUAGUCUGCUGACAUGAGAAGAAUACGUUAAUAAUCAAAAAGGACAUCACCGAAUUAGAGCAGACUGUCAUGUUGUGGGAACCCGAGUGUGAGUUGCUGUUACACUGUUUACCUUCUCUUUAAUUGUUUGUCUAGUGGUGCUGUUUGUUGAUGAGUGUCUGGUUGGUUGAAACCCUGUGAUGUAAUGUACACCAUACCACUGACUGGAUGAGGAAACCCCUGCAUCCAAAUAAAACCAUUAUUGCUCUGUGA